UUCUAAAUCUUUUACAAAUUAAAAACAGCCAACUAUACAAAGAGUCAUUUACUCUAGAAUUCAUCAAUGCGGCAAUGGAAUAUAUGUCAAGAUGUCAAGAUGAAAACCAUUUGCGACAUAAGUUUUGCACACCUAAUUUGUCUGAGAUUACCAUUGAAAUGAUACCCUUAUUGUCCGUUCACGAUGAGGAAGCGUAUAAAUUUCGGGAGAUUAUUGAAAGAUAA
Molecule: messenger RNA, 224 nt
Organism: Racocetra fulgida
Lineage: Eukaryota; Fungi; Glomeromycota; Glomeromycetes; Diversisporales; Gigasporaceae
Source: the annotation of a GenBank genome assembly